Pseudogymnoascus verrucosus is the source of this 494-nucleotide messenger RNA. RefSeq lists its product as uncharacterized. The record is from RefSeq and is a predicted model, not a curated record. The transcript has 3 exons. The coding region runs from base 93 to 494 and encodes 133 amino acids. NCBI's taxonomy places the organism in Eukaryota, Fungi, Ascomycota, Leotiomycetes, Thelebolales, Thelebolaceae.
GUUUCCCCGUCUAAUUUCACAAUCAUCAUCCUCUUCCAUUCACAACAUCUUCAGACUCACCAGCUUUUCAACAACCCAAACCAGCCAUCAAAAUGCAGAUCUCCCUUUCCACCGCCACCGCCCUCCUCCUCCUCCCUCUCGGCAUCCUCGCCUCGCCCGCCCCAGUUCCCGUUGCUGAGGACGUGGCCGUGCCUGAUGACCUUGAGCUCGAGGCGAGGGAUGCCAAUCCCGGAGAACUCUUCAAGCGUAACGUUCUUUGCAAGAUCACCGGUUCUUCCGCAACCGUGAAUUGCCGCAGCGGUCCCGGCACGGGAUACUCGGUUAUUGCCACGGUGAAGAAGGGCAGUUACUACAGCUUCGGUUGCUACAAGACAGGAACCUGUGUCAGUGGAAACUGCACCUGGGAUAGAAUUUUCUGGGAUGGCAAAUCCUGCUAUGUCAGUGGAUACUACACUGAUAGCGCGUGCUCUGCUUCUGCCCUUGGAAAGUGUUAA